AUGGCUACCCCUAGUGUUCUAGUCUUUGAUGCUGAGGGUCGGGCUGUUGACUUUGAGGUCUGGGUCGAUGAUCUACAGCUUUUCCUACGGUGCGAUAGGAAGGACGGUCUCUCCCUGUUCGAUCUCACAUCUGGCGCCUCUACUGCCCCUGCUGCCGAUGCUGACAGCACUGUUCACUCACAGUGGGCCACACGCGAUGCUGCUGUCCGUCUUGCUGUGCGUAGUCACUUACCGUCCACUGAGCGCGCGCACUUUAGUCAGUACAAGAGUGCUAAGACCUUGGACCACUUCCUCUCUGUUUGCCCCACCACACUCACCGUUGACCUCCUCGAGGAGCGCCUCCUGGCAGCUGAGAAGAGUAUAGUCGCUGUAGGAGCCUCUCGUGGUGACCCUCGUGCCCCCGUCUUUGAGGGGUGCUCCCCCUCCCCCCUUUUGCCCUCUGUUGCCUCUGCUGCUGCCGUCGACUUCGUUGGCUUCGAGUCGGUCGGCGCUGCGUCUGCCCCUAGCGGGCGACGCCGCACCGGCAAGGGCAAGGGGGGCAAGGGCGCUGGAGGGGCUGGCGGGGGCGGUGGAGGUGGCGGUGGAGGAGGCGGAGGGAGUGGGGGUGGUGGUGGGAGUGACGGCGGGGGUGGGGGCUUCGGUGGCGGCAGUGGAGGCGGAGGCGGCGGCGGCGGUGGCGGUGGGAGCGGAGGAGGAGGCAGUGGAGGCGGUGGCGGAAGUGGCGGCGGAGGAGGUGGAGCUAGUCGGGGUGGCUCUGCGCAGCGGGGCGGCUUCGGUGGUGGUCAGCGCCAGCAGCAGCAGCGCGCUCGUGAGACCCCGCCCCCCCAGCAGCUUCGUGAGUGGUACUCUGCGCGUCAGCGGGGUGGGGGUACUGGUCCUUGUGCCUACGUCCUGUGUACCGGCGACCGCACUGGUGAGCAGUGCGGUGGCCCGCACACCACCCAGCGCUGCUUCGGCCGCCUGACGGACGCUUGGCGUCUCCAUUUCCCUGACGCCACUGAGAUCCCCCGCUGGGGCGAGCUGCUUAGGUCGGGAGUUGCUGUCUUUGAUCUCGAUUAUGAUGCCAUUCUUGCUGCCAUGUAUGUUGUGUCUACUAGUGAUGAGGGUGACUGUUACCUGUAUGUUCUGCCUGACCCGGGCAUUGAGGCUGCUGCUCUAGGUGCUGGUGAGGCUGCUGCUCUAGGUGCUAGUGCGUCUGCUGCCCCAGGUGCUGGUGAGUCUGCUCUCUCAGGUACCACCCCCUUCUAG
Molecule: messenger RNA, 1248 nt
Organism: Closterium sp. NIES-65
Lineage: Eukaryota; Viridiplantae; Streptophyta; Zygnematophyceae; Desmidiales; Closteriaceae
Source: the annotation of a GenBank genome assembly